UCCGCCAUUCAUACAAGUCGAUUUUCCUGUUUCUUUCUGUGUGUGUGUGUGUACAAGCAGAAGAGCUAAGCAGAAGCUAAAGGAGCUAGUGCUGCCCAGCUAGAAAGAGAAAACAUUAAGAGACAUGGUGACGGUGAUAUUCGCGUGGCUUGUUAAUAGUAUACAUUUCGUUGUACGUAAGAUAUAAAGUUACGAUGAUAACCGGUCAUGUUGAAUCGACGUAUUUAGUGGACUUUGUCAUUGAACAUAAGAUGCUUAAUAAAUAAUAGAUCUUAAAAGGCUAUAACUCGAAGGAGAGAGAAACAGGAGACACGGAAUAAGGAUAAGAUUGAUAGGAGUUGCUGAGAGAUAACUUGAAUCAAAUAAAGAAACUGAUAAAAAAAGUAGAGGCGAAUUACAAGCAUGGGGGCAUUUUUGGACACACCGAAUACUGAGAAGUACAACGAGCACGGUGCGGGCAAUGAUUUGCAGUACGGAGUUGCCAGCAUGCAAGGAUGGCGUAUGGAGAUGGAAGACGCACAUUGUGCGAUGACAGGCUUGGAGGGUGGCCUGUCCGACUGGAGUUACUUUGCGGUAUUUGACGGGCAUGCCGGGGCGUUAGUUUCCGCGCAUAGCGCGGAACACUUGCUGGACUCAAUAGUAGAAACAGAUGAGUUCAAAUCCGAGGAUGUGAUAAAGGGCAUACACUCUGGUUUCCUACGGCUCGACCACAAAAUGCGCGAUCUGCUGGAGACGAAUAAAGACAAGUCUGGAUCAACAGCUGUUUGUGCAUUCAUAUCACCCAAACACAUUUACAUCGCAAACUGCGGUGACUCAAGAGCUGUACUCUGUAGUUCAGGAAGUCCCGUGUUCUCAACACGAGACCACAAGCCCGUACUGCCAGCCGAAAAAGAACGCAUCCAAGCAGCAGGUGGCAGCGUCAUGGUCGAGCGUGUUAAUGGUUCAUUGGCUGUGUCACGUGCUCUCGGUGAUUACGAGUACAAAAAUGUCGAAGGUCGUGGACCAUGUGAGCAAUUAGUAUCACCAGAGCCGGAAAUUUUUGUCCGCGAUCGGGACAUGGAGAACGAUGAGUUUCUAGUACUCGCGUGCGAUGGCAUUUGGGACGUUAUGACCAAUAAAGAUCUCUGCGAUUUUAUUUACUCAAGAUUAUUGCUCACUGAUGACUUAGAGGCUGUUACUAACCAGGUUAUUGAUACCUGUCUUCACAAGGGCAGCAGAGACAAUAUGAGCAUAGUAUUGGUAACAUUUCCUGCGGCACCCAAGCCAAGUAUCGAGGCACAAAAGAAGGAAGCCGAGUUAGAAACGGCCAUCGAGAGGAGAAUUAAAGAAAUAGUUGCACAACAAGAGGGUAAAGAUGGCUUCGAUUAUCUGGAACUGCUACGGAUUCUUGUUGAUCAAGAUCUACCGAAUCUACCCCCUGGAGGCGGUCUUCCGGCAAAACAACCACUCAUUGAACAAGUCUUUCGAGAAGUGUGUCCCGGCAGAGCGAAGAGCACGUCAGAAUCCAGUUAGUCAUGAAAAUAUGAGUUUUUAUACCCGAAAAAAAAAUUUUAGCGGUUAACGCUUAACUACAAAAAUUGACAGGUUUAAAUGUCGACAAAUUACUAUAAAGUUACAGGAAUACAACACACCGACGUCUACGCAAUGGAGCAUUUGACAUAAUACAAAAAUAACAAAUCAAUAAAUUAUAAUAUUAAAUUUUAAAUAUUAAUUUUAAUUAAUAAUAAUAAUAAUAAUAGUAAUAACGAUGAUAUGAUAAUUAUUAAUGAUGAAUGAUUGUACAAAAUAGUUAUAAGUCAUGGGUACUUUUACUUUUCAUCUUCUUGAUAUAGCGAGAAAAAAAAAAGUAAAUAAUUAUUAUUAUUAACUAUUACAAUAUCCAAUGUGUGAUAUGUGUACUUGUAAUACGAGUUUUGAUGCUCCUCUGACCAUAAUUUUUUUUUUUUUGUACAAAGCAUUUUCAUUGUAAUCUGUGGAUUAAUUAUUAUUUAUAUAAUUACACCCUGGCAGAUACACAAGCAAAUAAAUAUUUAAAAAAAAAUAAUAAAUAAAAAAUAAGUAUGUUAAGAUGAGUGCGGAUGUAGCUGACAAUUGUCAAUUUUUUAAACUUCAUUACAAAUAAAUAAAUAAAUUGAAGGGCCAGUUUUUCCCGCCGUUCAUUUUUAAUCCAAAUUCAAUUAUUACUGAUAUAUUUAUAUAUUAUUAAUAUAUAGAUGCUAGCAAUAUUAAUUUGAACCUGGGUCAAAAUAAAGUCGGUUUAAAAAACUGGCGCUAAGUUUAAGAAAUUUGAAAAGUGCGUUCUUAGAUAAAUUAAGAAUACGCGCAUUUUUUUAAAUUUCAAUAUUUGAAUUUAUUUAUUUAAAAUUUAAAAAUUGUCUUGUCUGCUACGUGCUCACUCAUAUAUUAGGGUAAAAAAUCCUCGAUAUAACUUUAAAUAGAUACGAUCCAUUCGAGUAGAUAAUAAAAAAUAUAUUGUAUUUCAUAGUAAAUGGCUGUUGUUAGAAUGAGAAGCCUGUCCUGUUCUUAAAAUUUAAAAACAAUAUUGUAUAAUUAAAUCAUUUAACAAAUCA
Microplitis mediator is the source of this 2570-nucleotide messenger RNA. RefSeq names its product protein phosphatase 1B. The record is from RefSeq and is a predicted model, not a curated record. Lineage: Eukaryota; Metazoa; Arthropoda; Insecta; Hymenoptera; Braconidae. Gene Ontology annotation, biological process: protein dephosphorylation; negative regulation of stress-activated MAPK cascade. Bases 403 to 1512 code for a protein of 369 amino acids. Gene Ontology annotation, cellular component: nucleus; cytosol. The transcript has 7 exons. Gene Ontology annotation, molecular function: protein serine/threonine phosphatase activity; manganese ion binding; magnesium ion binding.